This is a messenger RNA of Felis catus (domestic cat), 2000 nucleotides long. RefSeq names its product HORMA domain containing 1 (gene HORMAD1). The record is from RefSeq and is a predicted model, not a curated record. Lineage: Eukaryota; Metazoa; Chordata; Mammalia; Carnivora; Felidae. The transcript has 15 exons. The coding region runs from base 235 to 1422 and encodes 395 amino acids.
GGCGGGAAAGCGACGGUGCGGGGAUCACACGGCCCUGUAGCGCCUCCGCGGGCAACCGUUGAAGGAAGGCGCCUGCGCGUCAGGCAAAGCGCGCGCCGCACGGUGCCAGGUUUCCCAGCGGCUGGCGCCCCUCAGACCUUACCCAACUAGAAUAUUAGCGAUACAAAAAAGAUCUGAAGUUAAAGCUCACGUUUCUGUCACAAGGUUGAAUUAAGGAAAAGACUUUCCCAGAAGAUGGCCACUGCGCAAUUACAGAGGACUUCCAUGAGUGCAUUGGUAUUUCCCAAUAAGAUAUCAACAGAGCAGCAGUCUUUAGUGUUAGUGAAGAGGCUCCUAGCAGUUUCAGUAUCCUGCAUCACCUAUUUGAGAGGAAUAUUUCCAGAAUGUGCUUAUGGAACAAGAUAUCUAGAUGAUCUUUGUGUGAAAAUUCUGAGAGAAGAUAAAAACUGUCCAGGAUCUACACAGUUAGUGAAGUGGAUGCUAGGAUGCUAUGAUGCUUUACAAAAAAAAUACCUAAGGAUGGUUGUUCUAGCUGUAUACACCAAUCCAGAAGACCCUCAGACAAUUUCAGAAUGUUACCAAUUUAAGUUCAAGUACAGUAAUAAUGGACCAGUCAUGGACUUCAUAAGUAAAAACCAAAGCAACGAUUCCAACAUGUCAUCUGCUGACACCAAGAAAGCAAGUAUUCUCCUCAUUCGCAAGAUUUAUAUUCUAAUGCAAAAUCUGGGACCUUUACCUAAUGAUGUUUGUUUGACUAUGAAACUUUUUUACUACGAUGAAGUUACACCCCCAGAUUACCAACCUCCCGGUUUUAAGGAUGGUGAUUGUGAAGGAGUGAUAUUUGAAGGGGAGCCUAUGUACUUAAAUGUGGGAGAAGUUCCAACACCUUUUCACACCUUCAAAGUAAAAGUGACUACUGAAAAAGAACGAAUGGAAAAUAUUGAUUCAGCUAUUUUAUCACCAAAACAAUUAAAAACACCACUUCAGAAAAUUCUCAUGGACAAAGAUGAUCGAGAAGAUGAACAGGACCAUUAUAUAAGUGAUGAUUUUGACAUUGAAACUAAAAUGGAAGAGCAGGAAAAAAACCCUGGAUCUUCUGAACUUGGAGAACCAAGUUUAGUUUGUGAGGAAGAUGAAAUUAUGAGAUCUAAGGAAAGUCCAGAUCUUUCAAUUUCUCAUUGUCAGUUUGAACAGUUAGUCAGUAAAACAUCUGAACUUGAUGUAUCUGAAAGCAAAACAAGAAGUGGAAAAAUCUUUCAGAAUAAAAUGGCUAAUGGAAAUCAACCAGUAAAAUCUUCUAAGGAAAAUCGGAAGAGAAAUCAACUCAAAUCUGGGAAAACAGUCCUUCAUCACUUUGAUACUUCUAGUCAAGAGUCAGUGCCAAAAAGAAGAAAGUUUAGUGAACCAAAGGAACAUAUAUGAAAAUUAAUUCUUCUUCAUGUUUGCAAAGUUCUCAACAUUUAAACUAAAGGACACUGUAUUACUAUUUUAAUGUGUAUUUGCCCUACCUGUGAAAAAUUAUAUAUAGUCUUAAGCAGUUAGUACACUAAAAUGAAUUUUUAGGUGACUAUCAUAUUAUCUGAGACAAUCCAAGAGAACUUUUGUGUAAAAUCAAAAGUACCAAUGUCGUAAUUGAUUUUGUUUAUUAUCUGUUCAAUAUUGAUCUAUCUUCCAUUUUGAUGGAUACUGCCUUUAAACGUAUAUUAACUUUUAAGUCCAUUUUAAAAACAAAUAACGUUUAUUUUGUUAUUAAAUUUUGGUAGGAAUUUACUUUUUACUUACGUUAAAACUAUACCACUUAACUGUUUGUCACUGUCAUUAAAACCGUAUUCUUCAGUACUUUGAGUACUGAAUAGAGUGUAUUAACAUGGUAAUAUAUAACAUACCAUUAAAAAUUGGUUAUCUUUUUAACAUUUUUGUACUUGAAGACAAAAAUGAGGACUGAUUUUUAAGGUCUGGCAUUUUUGGCAACAUAAAUAAAAUAUUGUUCAGCAUCUAGA